AUGCCUAAGAAGGCAGUGACGCCGAUGACCAGUGAUUAUAUCUCAGAGUUGGACGGAUCACCCAAAUUGAACGCAAAAGACCAUACCUAUUACCAGGAAUUGAUUGGAAUCUUGAGAUGGGCGACUGAGAUUGGAAGAGUUGAUAUUCUAUUGGAGAUUUUGCUAUUGAGUCAAUAUCAGGCGACGCCAAGAGAGGGUCACAUGGAGCAGUUGUUGCGGAUUUUUGCUUACCUGGAUACAUAUCCAAAGUUGACAUUGUACUUUGAUUGGAGGCUGCCGAAUGUCAUCGAAAGCAGACUUCCAAACCCUCUAUUGCGACGCGAAAGAAGAGAUGCCGGCAAAUAUGCCACCACCAAAAGGGAGACAAAAUGGAAGUUUGGCUUGGGUAGAUGCGCCUCACGCAGCAAAUAA
This is a messenger RNA of Cylindrotheca closterium, 411 nucleotides long. Lineage: Eukaryota; Bacillariophyta; Bacillariophyceae; Bacillariales; Bacillariaceae. The record is from the annotation of a GenBank genome assembly.